This is a messenger RNA of Aspergillus saccharolyticus JOP 1030-1, 768 nucleotides long. Its product is annotated as MICOS complex subunit Mic12 family protein. The coding region runs from base 246 to 614 and encodes 122 amino acids. Gene Ontology annotation, cellular component: MICOS complex; mitochondrial crista junction. The record is from RefSeq and is a predicted model, not a curated record. Gene Ontology annotation, biological process: cristae formation. The transcript has 2 exons. Lineage: Eukaryota; Fungi; Ascomycota; Eurotiomycetes; Eurotiales; Aspergillaceae.
UAUACCUGCAACUUUCAUGCGAGGUUUUAUUUUGUUCCGAUCUGGAUACAAUCGAUGUAUUAGAAACUUUCUUGGAUGAUGCUGCUUUACUGGGUCGUUCCUUGUGAAGAACCGUUCCAUUCGAACCGUGCCUCGAGUCCAUUGCGAGUCUGCACUUCUCCCGUCCUCCCCGCCCUGCGCAACUUGAUCAUUCAAUCCGACCAGUGUUUGUGAAUUCCUUCACUCGAGCCAAUAUCAUCACAGCAAUGGGUUUCUUUACAGGCUUCGCGAGUGGCUUUGCAUUCACCUCGACCGUGAUCUACCUCACCGUCCAAGUCCACCGGUACAAUCGCCUGGAGCAGCGCAACGCGAUCCGCGAACAGACCCGCGCCUUGACCUGGCUGGCCUCGUCGACCGGUGCAUAUGACCGCCGCUUAAUCCCUAGCGAGACCGAGACACCCCAGGAGCUCCCGCCCCAACGCACACAGCCAACCCUAUCUGAGCUGCUCAAACAUCGUUGGAACACAGAAGUGAAGUCGUACGCGAACAAGGCCUACGAGACUAGCUGGGAGGAUGUGAGGGAUAUGGCUGUGGAAGGGUGGAGGUCGGCCGCGAGACUGGUGAAGAGCGAGUAGAAACGGCGGGGUUGUGGCUUCUUUGCAUCUGGAGGUGGAUCCAAGCUUUUUGCAUUGUGCGUGGAGGUGUAUGAUAUUGGGUGUGUUAUUCUAUUGUUCUGAUACCCUUGGUUUGAUGUUGGUAGGUUGGUAGUUCUUAUUAAAAGUACUGGGU